Medicago truncatula (barrel medic) is the source of this 1176-nucleotide messenger RNA. RefSeq names its product probable polygalacturonase At3g15720. Gene Ontology annotation, molecular function: polygalacturonase activity. The record is from RefSeq and is a predicted model, not a curated record. The coding region runs from base 1 to 1176 and encodes 391 amino acids. The transcript is spliced from 7 exons. Lineage: Eukaryota; Viridiplantae; Streptophyta; Magnoliopsida; Fabales; Fabaceae. Gene Ontology annotation, biological process: carbohydrate metabolic process.
AUGUCUCUCUUUGUUUCACCAAUCUCAUGCUUUAGAUUAGUAAAUCGCAAACCACUUGCUCAAAAAUCCUUCAAUGUUGUUAAUUAUGGUGCUAAGGGUGACAGCAACACUGAUGAUUCAAAUGCUUUCUUGAAAGCAUGGCAAGAAGUAUGUGGUUCAACUCAAGGUACUCCAACCCUUAUUAUACCGGGAGGCAAAAAGUUUAUGUUGCAACCUUCGUCAUUCCAAGGUCCUUGCAAAUCCUCAACCGUUAAGGUUAUGAUGAUGGGAACUAUCAUUGCCCCACAAAGUAGUGGAAAAUGGAAAUGGGACAGUCGUGAUGACGAUGCAUGGAUCAGCUUCUCUCACAUAAAAGGCCUUAUUAUCAGUGGUGAAGGAACAUUUGAUGGCCAAGGUGCUUCCUGGUGGAAAAAUUAUAAUGACCAUGGCAGGCCAACUGCUCUUCAAUUUCUUGGAUGUGAUAAUCUAAAACUUGGUCCAUUGAGACACAUUGACAGCCCAAAAAAUCAUAUAAGCAUAGUCGAUUGCAAUGGCGCUUUAAUCUCCCAUCUUCAUAUAAUUGCACCGGAGAAUAGUCCCAACACCGAUGGAAUUGAUAUUUCAAGAUCAACCAACAUCAUCAUUGAACACUCAACCAUCUCAACUGGCGACGAUUGCAUUGCCAUUAACAGUGGUUCCAAAUUCAUUAACAUAACUGCGAUUAAUUGUGGACCUGGUCAUGGCAUCAGUGUUGGAAGCCUUGGAAAAGACGGAAAAUAUGCUACUGUAGAAGAGGUGCAUGUGUCACACAGCAUCUUCACUGGAACGGAAAAUGGAGCUAGAAUCAAGACAUGGACGGCUGGAACUGGGUAUGCGAGGAAGAUAACAUAUGAAGAUAUUACACUUAUUAAAGUAAAUAACCCUAUAAUUAUUGAUCAACACUACGACGCUUUAGAAAGUGUAAGCGAUAGUGUCCGUAAAGGAGUGAAAGUGAGUGAUGUUACUUUUCGUGGCUUUCGGGGAACUGCAAAUGAGAAGGAUGCAAUUGAACUGAAUUGUGCUCGUAUUGGUUGCACCAACAUUGUACUUGAAAAUAUAAACAUAGCUGGUCUUGGUGGAGAGAAGCCAUCUGCAUCGUGCAAUAAUGUACAAGGGUCAUGCUCUUCUUGCAAUCCAAAUGUCCCGUGUUUUCAUUAA